CUCUCUCUCUCUGCCUCUCCUUCUCUCUCAAUGCAACUCUGACUUUCAAAUAAAACAAAUAAAAUCUUUAAAAAAAAGUCAUUGAGAGGCCUUGGCCGCGCUAAGAUGGCGACUCCCAUGCAUCGGCUCAUAGCCCGGAGACAAGCUGAAGCGAAUAAGCAACAUAUAAGAUGUCAGAAAUGCUUGGAAUUUGGACAUUGGACUUAUGAAUGCACAGGAAAAAGAAAAUACCUACAUAGGCCUUCAAGAACAACAGAACUAAAGAAAGCUUUAAAAGAAAAAGAAAACAGAUUAUUAUUACAACAAAGCAUUGGAGAAACCAAUGUAGAAAGAAAGACCAAGAAAAAAAGGGCUAAGAGCGUAACCAGUUCCAGUAGCAGCAGCAGUGACAGUUCAGCCAGUGAUUCCUCAUCAGACAGUGAGGACACGUCUACCUCAUCCUCCUCUGAGGACAGUGACACCGACGACAGCUCCUCCAGUUCCUCCUCCUCAGCCUCCUCCACAAGCUCUUCGUCCUCUUCCUCCUCCGACUCCGACUCCAGCUCUUCCAGCAGCAGCAGCACCAGCACAGAGAGCAGCUCUGAGGAUGAGCCACCAAAGAAGAAGAAAAGGAAAUAGAGUAGCCGCAGCCGGGGGACUGAUGCCCCGAGAUGCGGCAAGGUUCUGCGAGGGGCUCCCAGGGCGGCCCGGCCGGCUCAGCGAACAGGUCACGAGGCACAGAGUUCAAGUUUCCAAACGUUUUGUGUUGUCAGAGCAUAAAGAGUGUUAAUAAUGGAUUAUAGAGAGAGACUUUUUUAUGUUAAGGGGGAAUCUUGUUUUUCUUUUUUAUCUUAAGUAUGUAUCUCUAUAACUUAAUCAAAGCUGAAAUCCAGUAAAUCUGCUUUUGUGAUUAAAUUUAUGUUUUUCCUCCCUGUGAGGUAAAUGCUGUCUUUUGUUAUAUGUUAAUAGUAUGUUUUCAGCAUAAUACAUCAGAAUAUCUUAUCAAUGAAUUUCUAAUGUUUUUGGCGUGUGUUACUAUGUAAGAUUUAAUACAUUGUUACGAUGAGUUUAGGAAUUUCUUACUGUUGAUAAAUGUGUCCUAUUUUUAUGUUUAUGUUCAAAAAGUUAUUCU
Molecule: messenger RNA, 1111 nt
Organism: Oryctolagus cuniculus (rabbit)
Lineage: Eukaryota; Metazoa; Chordata; Mammalia; Lagomorpha; Leporidae
Source: RefSeq, a predicted model, not a curated record